This is a messenger RNA of Acaulospora colombiana, 266 nucleotides long. The record is from the annotation of a GenBank genome assembly. NCBI's taxonomy places the organism in Eukaryota, Fungi, Glomeromycota, Glomeromycetes, Diversisporales, Acaulosporaceae.
GCGGUUCUAUCGAUGGGCUAGGUCAGCGACUCCUGGGAGAGUUCUACCUGAAAUUUCCAGGUCACAAUGAAUCAAUAAUAAGCACUGUGUCGACACAAGUAGCACCCACCUCGUCCGCAAGACGUAAAAAGUUAGAGAGGGUUUCAGUGCCUGCGGAGCUUCAUGAUUCCCAAUUCGCAGUUCAACGGGUUAUUGAGAAAAAGUCGUCGAGAGAAGCGGAGAAGAGGAAUCAACGGCAGCAGGCAAACAAAUACAAAGGACGGUGA